AUGGUAGAUGAUGGUUUUGAUUAUUCAACUAAUAAAGUAUUCCGCUGUGUUUUAAACAUCUCAGGUACUAGUCAAGGGAAACAAAAAUUUAUUCCAUGGAAUGAUGAAGUGUUUGAAACCUCGGUCCAUAUUUAUCAAACCUCGCUCGCCUAUAGAAAUAGGGAGUUUCCAAUUCAAGAUGGCAAGGUUUUGAAUUUUAUAUACAGCAGCAAUUUUACACAAAUAAAAGGGGGUGUGGUGUUUGGAUCAGCCACGGGACAUUUGUAAAAGCCUUUAUUGGAAGCUCUUAAAUCUCCAAAUUGUAGUCCAGACGAUGUAAUCUUCAGUCCUGAUUUCCAUCAAUCACUCUAUUGCCACCUCUUAUGUGGACUUCUUUUUAGAGAAGAACUUCAUUCAAUUUCUUCAACAUUUGCACAUAGCAUUGUCUAUGCUUUCAGACAAUUUGAACAAGAUUGGGAAGAACUCGUUACUGAUAUCAAACAAGGUGUUCUCAGUAGUAGAAUCACAAUUCCAUCAAUUAGAGCUGCUAUGUCCGAAUUGUUAAAACCAAAUCCCGAACUAGCUGAUUUGAUCCAUAAGAAAUGCACUGGAUUAAAUAAUUGGUAUGGAUUGGUACAAGAACUUUUCCCUAAUGUUAAGUAUAUUCAAGGGAUCAUGACAGGUUCAAUGGAGCCUUAUUUGAAAAAAUUAAGACACUAUGCUGGAGAAAUUCCUUUGUUGACAUCUGACUAUGGUGCUUCCGAAGGUUGGAUUGGUUCAAAUGUGAACCCUAAUGUAGCUCCUGAAUUUGCUACUUAUGCUAUUCUUCCUCAAAUUGCAUACUUUGAAUUUAUUCCAAUUGAACAACUUGAUGGAACUCAAAUGAAGCUUGAACCUGUUGGUUUAACUCAAGUGAAGAUUGGCGAGGAGUAUGAGAUCGUUAUCACCAAUUUUUGCGGUUUAUUUUAUUUUCUUAAAAUUAAUGUUAUUUUGGUAUCUUUAUUUUAAUAUGCGUUCAUUCGCAGAAGUAAUCUUUUGCUUACAAUCAACAUUGACAAGGACACUGAGACUGAUUUACAAUUAUCAGUUGAUGCUGCAUCCAAGUUUUUGUCUAAGGAGAAAAUUGAGAUGAUUGACUACAUUGAUUUAUCCAAAGAACCCGGACACUAUGUAAUCUUCUGGGAAAUCAACGGUGAGGCAAGUGAUGAAAUGCUUAAUGAGUGUUGCAAUUGUUUGGACAAGUCUUUUAUUGAUCCAGGUUAUAUUACUUCUAGAAAAGCUAAAGGUAUUGAUGCUCUUGAACUCAAAAUUGUUGGAAAAGGAACAUUCGAGAAGAUUCUUGAGAAUCACGUUGAAAGAGGUGCAGCUGUGAGUCAGUUCAAAACACCUAGGUGUGUUGGACCUUCGAAUACCAAAGUGUUAGAAAUUUUGUUGAAAAAUGUAGUCAAGAGCUAUGUUAGUACCGCUUACAAUUGA
Molecule: messenger RNA, 1455 nt
Organism: Vicia villosa (hairy vetch)
Lineage: Eukaryota; Viridiplantae; Streptophyta; Magnoliopsida; Fabales; Fabaceae
Product: jasmonoyl--L-amino acid synthetase JAR4-like
Cellular component (GO): cytoplasm
Molecular function (GO): acid-amino acid ligase activity
Source: RefSeq, a predicted model, not a curated record